AUGAAAUUGUUUUUCUCGUUUUAGAAAAUGUCGGUAAAUGGACUUCUUAAACUGCGAUCAAACGUCGUGAAAUCGUUUUUUAGAACGUACAAAGCUUCUGGCAUUCCGGAAUUAACACAGGUGCGACACAAUGUGAAGCGCGGUAAUUAUGCCAAUUUAGAAAGCAAGGAUGUGGCUUUCUUCGAAUCAAUUGUUGGCAAGAAUCAUAUGGUUCAAGAAGACUUGCAGGGUUACAAUGUCGAUUUUUUGCGAAGUGUGCGGGGUGAUAGUCAACUUGUGCUGCGACCCAGCUCCACUCAGGAGGUAUCCGCCAUACUGAAGUACUGCAAUGAACGGAAAUUGGCGGUUUGUCCGCAGGGCGGUAACACUGGCUUGGUAGGUGGUUCGGUGCCGGUUUGUGAUGAAAUUGUGAUUUCUUUGGCGCGACUCGACAAGAUUCUACACAUCGAUGAGAUCACUGGUAUAGCGGCGUGUGAAGCCGGUUGCAUACUGGAGAAUUUGGAUUUGAAAGCGAGAGAAUUGGGAUUAGUAGUGCCGCUCGAUUUAGGCGCCAAGUCAAGCUGUCACAUUGGCGGUAAUGUAUCUACAAAUGCUGGGGGAUUGCGUGUAUUGCGUUAUGGUAAUCUGCAUGGCAUCGUAUUGGGAGUGGAAGCGGUUCUAGCUAGUGGCGAGAUACUCGAUCUCAUGUCUGACUUCAAAAAGGACAAUACAGGCUAUCAUUUGAAGCAUCUCUUUAUUGGUUCUGAAGGCACACUGGGCGUGGUGACCAAAGUCUCUAUGUUGUGUGCGCCGCAACCACAAGCACAGCAUGUAGCGUUUUUGGGUGUGCCCUCCUUCGAUGAUGUUCUCAAAACUUUCCGCCACUCCAGGCAAUUUUUGGGUGAAAUCCUUUCCUCCUGCGAAAUGAUCGACGCCGCUUCCUUAGAUGCCAGUGUAAACCACUUCAAACUCAAUUCACCAAUCGAAGGCUAUCCAUUUUACAUGCUAAUUGAGACUUCCGGCAGCAAUGCUGAACAUGAUAUGGAAAAAUUUAAUCGCUUUCUUGAAAAUGGCAUGGAGAAAGGACACAUUAUUGAUGGCACUAUAACAGCGGAGGUGGGUAAAAUGCAAGAGAUCUGGAAGUUACGUGAACUGGUGCCGGUUGCGCUUGUAGAAGAUGGCUUCUGUUUCAAAUAUGACAUCUCUUUGCCAUUGCGUGAGUUUUAUCAUAUUGUUGAUGUGAUGAAAGAACGCGUAGGUGGUUUGGCGACACGCGUUUGCGGUUAUGGACAUUUGGGCGAUUCCAAUUUGCAUCUGAAUAUCUGUUGUCCAGAGUUUACACAAGAAAUCUAUAAAUGCAUUGAACCCUUCGUCUACGAGUAUACAGCGCAGGUUAAGGGUAGUAUUAGCGCUGAGCAUGGCAUUGGUUUUCUAAAAAAAGAAUAUCUGAAAUACAGUAAAAGUCCAGCUGCCAUUGCCAAGAUGCGUGAGAUGAAAAAACUUUUGGAUCCCAAUGGCAUCUUGAACCCGUAUAAGGUGCUAAAUUAAAAAGUAAUCGAGGACUAAGAUUUAUGUGUAGAUAUGAAUAUACAUACAAAAACAUAUAUGGGGCAAAAUUCGCCAAGUGGACCAGGAAAAUAAAUUUAUGGCAUCAUUUCGAUCAAGUAAAGGAUUUGUAUUAGUAAAAGAUAUUAAAUUUGCUAUCAACUGCUUCAACAACAAAACAAGAAAUUUAGGAAAAACUUGUAGUCCCUUUGCCACGCCCAAUACAAAUUAUAUAUCGUUGGAAAGCUUAGAAAGUAAGCUAUCGAAAUAAGCUGUUUGUGAAAAAAAA
Rhagoletis pomonella (apple maggot) is the source of this 1813-nucleotide messenger RNA. Its product is annotated as D-2-hydroxyglutarate dehydrogenase, mitochondrial-like. Gene Ontology annotation, molecular function: catalytic activity; FAD binding. Lineage: Eukaryota; Metazoa; Arthropoda; Insecta; Diptera; Tephritidae. Gene Ontology annotation, cellular component: mitochondrion. The record is from RefSeq and is a predicted model, not a curated record.